Phaeoacremonium minimum UCRPA7 is the source of this 603-nucleotide messenger RNA. Its product is annotated as putative phosphatidylethanolamine-binding protein. NCBI's taxonomy places the organism in Eukaryota, Fungi, Ascomycota, Sordariomycetes, Togniniales, Togniniaceae. Gene Ontology annotation, molecular function: peptidase inhibitor activity; phospholipid binding. Gene Ontology annotation, biological process: regulation of Ras protein signal transduction; regulation of proteolysis. The coding region runs from base 1 to 603 and encodes 200 amino acids. The record is from RefSeq and is a predicted model, not a curated record. The transcript is spliced from 3 exons.
AUGUCACUCGAAUCGCAUUCACAAGCGCUGGCAGACUCGCUAGCCAAGGCAAAGCUCGUGCCCGGCGUGGCUAGCGAGCUAAUACCGGAAGGAUUCACACAAAAAACGAAGCUCGAGAUCUCAUACAGCAACAAGCAGAUCGACCUGGGGAACUUCUUUCGGGCAAGCGAGUGCAAGGUCGCACCAACAAUCAAGUUCCAGCCAGUGGACGAUCUUGACAACCCGCGGGGAGCUUACCUUCUCAUCCUCACGGACCCAGAUGCGCCAACGCCAGAUGACCCAAAGUUCGCCUUCUGGAGGCAUUGGGUGCUACCGGGCCUGCAGCCCUUGAGUGGCGACAGCGGUGUUGUUGGCGAGACGAAGCCUGCCCUGACAGAGUAUCUUGGCCCUGGACCCAAGGACGACUCAAAACCGCAUCGAUAUCUGUUUCUGCUGUACCGGGAGCCUGCUGCCAUGGACCUGAGCAAGGCGCAGGUCGGCGGAGAGGAGUUUGUUGAGAGGCGAUCGUUCAAGCCGGCCGAGUUUGCAAGGAACCAUGGACUGACGCUGGUCGGCGUGAAUUGGAUGACCUGUGCGGGAGACGGCUGGAAGGAUGACGAGUGA